Monomorium pharaonis (pharaoh ant) is the source of this 1029-nucleotide messenger RNA. RefSeq lists its product as uncharacterized. The transcript is spliced from 3 exons. Lineage: Eukaryota; Metazoa; Arthropoda; Insecta; Hymenoptera; Formicidae. The coding region runs from base 56 to 805 and encodes 249 amino acids. The record is from RefSeq and is a predicted model, not a curated record.
UGACUUCGACCGUACUGGCAUUCGGUGUUUAGUCUGGCGAAUCGGUGGUACCGUCAUGAGGAUGUUAACCACUUUUGCGUCAGUAGUUCUUCUGGCCAGUUUCACUGGCGCCCAACAAACAGAAACUACCGUCAAUGUCUUGCAGAAAAUUUAUCACAAAUGCGCAGAUAGCGAAUCUAUGUUAUCUUGUGUUAAACCGAAAGUGUUGGCUUACAUCACCGAUGCCGUGAAACAAGACAAAUUAGCAAUUACGGAAGAUUUAGCGGUAGUUAAAUCACGUGAUGCACCAGAGCAUAAAACAGAAGAUUACUCUCCUUUAGAAUACGAUGUCGCAGAUCCAUCUAAGAGAAAACUUCUGCGAACAUUGAUGCUCGAGAAAUUGGACUCGUAUUUGUCAAGCCAUCAACUUGAGGCUAAACUACCAGCAGCGAUUGUGGGCUCCAAUAUUGUUCCUAGAUCCUUAGUCGACAGCAUUCCAAACAGUCUUACAGUCCCUCUUAAUAAUUUUUCUAAUGAACAAGGUCGAGGUUUCGUCAAGAAGGUGAUGAUACCUUUUCUACUUGGUCUUAAGUUCAAAGCCACCGCUUUGGUACCUCUUGCUCUCGCUCUCAUCGCUUUAAAAACAUGGAAAGCACUGACUCUGGGUCUUUUAUCUUUGGUUCUCAGUGGAGCAAUGGUGAUCUUUAAGUUGACUAAACCAAGAGUCGCUUACGAGGUUGUUCAUUAUGGACACCCAGCACCUAUAGAACAUCCUCCUCACUGGGAUACUGCACCCCAAGGACCCUAUAGGGCUUAUAGGAAAUAGAACAAUGUACAACACGAUUGAUCAUUUGUAGAUUUAUUUAAUAUUUAUUCAUUGUUAGUGUUCCAUUUACAUUAUUUAUGUAUAAUAAAACUUUUACAUUAUUUCAUCAAAUUUGUGGUACUUUUGUCUCAACACUUCGUUUUAAACUGUUUUCUUCAGAUGUACGAAUUCUAUCAUUCCAACAGUAAAUAUAUCUCACAAAAGAAUGAAGUAAACAAAUAUAA